GGCUCCUCCCACCUCCCCCAGCAGCUCAAGUUCACCACCUCCGACUCCUGCGACCGGAUCAAAGAUGAAUUCCAGCUGCUGCAAGCCCAGUACCACAGCCUGAAGCUGGAGUGCGACAAGCUGGCCAGUGAGAAAUCAGAGAUGCAGCGGCAUUACGUCAUGUACUACGAGAUGUCUUAUGGAUUGAACAUUGAGAUGCAUAAACAGGCUGAAAUCGUGAAGAGGCUGAAUGGGAUUUGCGCCCAGGUUCUGCCCUAUUUGUCACAGGAGCAUCAGCAGCAGGUCCUGGGAGCCAUCGAGAGAGCCAAGCAGGUCACGGCUCCCGAGCUAAACUCCAUCAUCCGACAGCAGCUCCAGGCUCACCAGUUGUCCCAGCUUCAGGCCCUGGCUCUGCCCUUGACACCGCUUCCCGUGGGGCUCCAGCCGCCAUCGCUCCCUGCGGUCAGCGCGGGCACCGGCCUGCUGUCACUGUCAGCGCUGGGCUCUCAAACCCACCUCUCUAAGGAGGACAAGAACGGACACGAUGGGGACACUCACCAGGAGGAUGAUGGCGAGAAGUCGGACUAGCUCCUGGGGAGGAGGACACAGGGGAGACAGGCACAGAUAGGUCACGGUGUUCCGAGGGCCACACAGCACACAGCUCGGUCACUACCCAAGUUUCCACCCCCAGUCCUGGUUCCGGCCUUCUUGCUGUGCACCCCGGGUCUAGGGGACUCCAGAGAGGUACCCCAGGCUACAGGGAGCCGCAAGAAAUCCCCCACCUCCACAUUUACCCGGGCCACAGCCACCAAUCUUGGCCCAGAAUGUACACAACGCAACGCUAGCUGCCCCUUUCCACCCUGCACACCCAGAGUCUGGUCCUGACCCCUUCUCUCUCUGCUUCCCGCACUGCACACCUGCUAGGCCCAGACAACCCCCCCCCCAAUCACCCAGCCUGGUCCCCUUGCCCACGAAAGAAGGGGACAGAGAGGAAGUGACUCGAAGGCACGGGGACUGCAGUGGGGGUGGGCACCCAAAAACUUCCUUUCUCCCCUUCCCCAAAUAAACGUGAGGGUUCUGAAGUUGGUUUGUUUAUUGUUCCUUUUUGCCCUGGUAUUAUAUAGCUUGUCUUCUAAGAAAGGGGAUUUAAAAAAAAAAAAAAGACCGAAGCCCCACGCGUGUCUGUGUAUAUAGUUAGCUUUGGUGCGUAGUCUUGGUCUCCCCGAGAGAAGGGAGAUUGCUGUACUGAGGCUGGGGUCUAGCUGUGCCUUUGAAAUAAAAACAUGAAAAGGUUG
This is a messenger RNA of Cricetulus griseus (Chinese hamster), 1274 nucleotides long. The record is from RefSeq and is a predicted model, not a curated record. Lineage: Eukaryota; Metazoa; Chordata; Mammalia; Rodentia; Cricetidae.